AUGAUGCUGUCAUUGUGUCACAAGGUUCUUAUGGGUGCCAAAAACUCACGUUUAGGGGUUGCGAUACUACAUGUCUGA
Molecule: messenger RNA, 78 nt
Organism: Debaryomyces tyrocola
Lineage: Eukaryota; Fungi; Ascomycota; Pichiomycetes; Serinales; Debaryomycetaceae
Source: the annotation of a GenBank genome assembly